Molecule: messenger RNA, 723 nt
Organism: Scatophagus argus
Lineage: Eukaryota; Metazoa; Chordata; Actinopteri; Scatophagidae
Gene: fabp4a
Product: fatty acid binding protein 4a
Exons: 4
Coding region: 88-492 (134 amino acids)
Biological process (GO): fatty acid transport
Cellular component (GO): cytosol; nucleus
Molecular function (GO): fatty acid binding
Source: RefSeq, a predicted model, not a curated record
AACGAGUCUGUUCCCACACUGAAGAGACUUGAACCCAGGGACACUCCACAGAUUGUUGUUGAGGGUAUCGCAUCAGAAACUGCAAAAAUGGUUGAGAGGUUUGUUGGGACGUGGAAGAUGGUCUCCAGUGAGAACUUUGAUGACUACAUGAAAGCAAUUGGUGUGGGAUUUGCGACCCGGCAGGUGGGGAAUCGGACCAAGCCCAAUCUGGUCGUGACCGUGGACGAUCAAGGGAAUGUAUGCAUGAAAACUCAGAGCACCUUCAAAACUACUGAAAUAAAAUUCAAGCUCAACGAGCCAUUUGAGGAGACGACCGCUGACGACAGGAAGACAAGGUCCGUGGUGACUCUGGAAAACGGCAAACUUGUGCAGAAACAAAGCUGGGAUGGCAAAGAAACGAAUAUCGAGAGGGAGAUCGCGGAUGGGAAAUUGAUAGCGAAAUGCGUAAUGGGAGACGUGGUCGCAGUGAGGACAUAUGUAAAGGAGGCGUGAGGGGGGGUGCCUUGAGCCCUCUCGUCAGAUGCAUUGCAGGAUGACAGUCAGGCUCAGUUCAAUGAGCUUAAUACCAAAUUAAAGUAAUGGCGUGUUCUGCUCUUCCUAUUCUUUUAUCUUCACUGUGUUGCCAAAAUCAAAUUUCUGUGCCUCUGUUCUCCAACAUGACACAUUUGGUUUCAUUUGGAAUUGUUGUGGUGAUUUGAAAUAAAAUGAGAUUUUGUCGAAAAA